Messenger RNA from Hippoglossus stenolepis (Pacific halibut), 916 nucleotides. RefSeq lists its product as uncharacterized. The record is from RefSeq and is a predicted model, not a curated record. Lineage: Eukaryota; Metazoa; Chordata; Actinopteri; Pleuronectiformes; Pleuronectidae.
ACACAGGUGAAACAUUAGCCAGGCAGAGAGAGAGACACCACACACACACACACACACACACAACACACACACACACACACACACACACACACACACACACACACACACCACACACACACACACACACACACACACACACACACACACACACACACACACACACACACACACACACACACUCACACACAGACACAUACACACACGCUGGUCAGGAAAGAUGGCGGAGUCAAAGCGAACAUCUGAACCCAUCAACUUUGUGCAUCAGGAUGAAAUCUGGAAAGCACACGUUAACAUGGAGAAGGAUUCAGCUGAAAUCUGGCCCAACAAGUGGGGCUUGACUGAGGUUUACAGAGAGUACAAGCUGGAGAAUGUGAAGCUGAAGACAAGCGUCCGAGUGGAGCCUCCCCUCCACCUGGUCCCACAGCCUGAGACCCCGCCAGAGAAAUUCAUCCAGGUUGGCCCCUCCCCUCCAGUCCCUCAGACGACGCAGGCUCUGAUUGGCUGGCGUUCAGGCCGCUCCCAUCUGCAACUGGAGAAGUACGGCCCGGUGCAUCAUGGGAGACGUAGUUUUCUGAAGGAGCUGGGCUGGCCUCUCGACGCUUGCUGAGUGGAUGAUUCCCCUAGUGGCCACUGCUGCUCAUUGCUGCUACCUCAAUAAUCAAUAAUAAUCAGUGUGGAUUAUUAUUGAAUGUAGAUUAAAAAACACUAAUGGAACAUUAAUAUGAUUGAGUGUCGAUGUACAAACAUGAAGGAGACUGUGUGUAGAUGGUGGAAGUUCUUCACUGUCUAACUGGAUCUUGACUUUAUGUAUAAUCAUAGUAAUCAUAAUCAUAAUACUACUAUUAACUGUUAAUAUUAAUUUGUGCAUUGUGUAAUUAUACAAAAUACAGUAUGUAUAUAUAUGAUUAUUGUUAAU